AGUACAGAAAAGCACAACCACGCUCAAGUUUUGUGUUUUGCUUUUGUUGUUACCUGCAAAAGAGGAACUACUUGUUGAUUAUGAAAUGUAAAAUUAAUGUAACUGCUGUAGAAUCAACCUUUUUUGCUUUCCUGCGAGGGAAUGCAUAUCUAUGAUAGAUUGGCAACCGUAUUACUCAUUUUUGAAAAGAAAAAGACUUGUUUCGCAAAAUUUAGUUCGGGAAUUGAAUGUAAGAUCAACUACUUAUUCACUUGCGAAUCUAGAAAUUGAACUUCUUUUCAACUAGCAAAGAAAUUUUAUAAUAAUUCUAGUUCUAGCAAAGCCAAAAAGAAAAACAAAAUGAUGAUGAAAAUGUCGGCUGGCAAAAGGAAAAGCAAAGCGGAUUGGGACAAUAUGACACGGAGAGGGAGAGGACCGAUAUAUACAGGUGCUGCGAUUUUUCGCUCGACAUUGUGCGCGUUCGUCUUAUUUGUCGAAUCCUCCCAGUGUAUGGAUCAGGCUGGUUCGGCGCAGCAUGGUCUGCGGUACUAUAGUGGUAGCUCAGUUGCUGCAGAUUCCUCUGCAAGCAGCGAAACGGCGGAAGCGGCCCAAGCAAGGAUCCGGGCCGAUGCUUUGGGACUUUUUGUUGAAGGUGAGCGCGACAUCGCCGAGUACCUGGGAAAGGGAUCGGACGGGACCCUUGCGUUUGGAAGUGUGGCGCGGGGCCUCGGGAAGCGCGGCCUGCGCGAAACGCUGCGCGCGCAGCUGCAGGAGUGGAAACGUGUCGGGUUCCCUGAAGGAGUUGGUGCCGGAAAUUUCUACGACCCUCUUGUUUGGAAUGUGUUAAAGCCGGGCUCCGAUGAAAGGCAGCAGGCUUUCCAGAAUAAGAGCAGAAUUGAGAUUUUACUAGAAGAGCUAGACGAAGCCAGGAGGAAUCGGGACAACCAAAUGCGUGACCUAAUCGAUAGGCGUCUCGGGGAGGGGAAUAAUAAGUGGCAUUUGCUUACGAGGGCGGAGAAAACGGCUGGGAUGGAGGACGUUCUGCGUUCCCUUCACCUCCUGCUAUCGUUUGUGGUUCAUGUGGAUCCGGUUGCGGCAGGGGAACAAAUGGGGGUCGUGGAGCAGUCGACCACGGGUUAUGUGCGUGCGCCGCCGCCGCGUCUCUGGUUGCGCGACCUCCCUGUGGCCCUGCGCGGACGGGUUGCGGAGGCUAUGACUCACUACCUGAAAACCCAAGCGGAAUUCGAGGCGAUGGAGAUGUUCUUGGUGGAUAACAAUUUGCCGGCAAGUUUGUACAAUGGUAUGUCUCGAGAAAUCCAUGCGUUCCACCUUGGGGACUUUUCCGCGGCUGCUAGCCUAGAGCUAAGUGUAACCGAGCCAGACUUAAAGAGGCGACCUAUUGGUUGGUUUUCGUUCUGGGUACUUCACAAGCUAGAAGCACUCCUGCUGUUUGGCUUCGGGGCAGAGGAGCGCGCGAUCGAUGCACUAGCUUCAGGCGGGGCUGCCGCCUCUGAGUCUGCGAGGGACUCAGAAGGUCCGUUUGAGGAAGGCAAAAGAGUGUACCAAGCAGUGCUGCAAUCCGUUCUCGAGUUGCCAGAGAAAAAUGAGUUGUACUUCCUCAACGCCACGAAAUCGAGCCUUUUCGCCCGGUACCAAGAUCUGCUGACGACCGUGGUGGCAGUUCACGUGACGAACCCGAAGACCUUGCAGAAGGUGCUAAAUCGGUUUCUAAAGCUGGCUGUUGGCAAGGCUGCUCCUCUGGUGCAGAGGGCUCCUCCUCUCGGUGCAGAACGUUCCGAAGCAACCGCACCGGAAUCGGCACCGGGCGAAAGCGGCGGUGGCAAGGCUGCUCCUCGUGAAAUUAAAGCGGAGCUCACGCUCAGCAUGCUGAAGUCGGUUCGCUUCAUCCUCCAGCAGCGCUUGCUGCACGUCCUGGUACGACCCAGGCUGGAGACGUCCAGGUACCUCAGCGGCAGAGAGGGGGCGCCGCACAUAGUUCCGCGCCUGAAUAUUGACAAUGGUGUUGAAGCGCAGGUCCGAGCUGCGAUCUGGCGGGUGCUGGCGACGAUUAAGUACGUCGCAAACCUGGAGAAAGACCUGUUGACAGCACAUGUUACAGACAGAGGAGGACCAGGACCGUUUGAAGAAGCGCGCACGAGACGUUAUCGAGAGUACGAGACUGAUUUGCAGUUGCUGCAGCCUUACGGGCCAGUAGACACGCACGAAGAAGCAUUGGCCCGGUGCGUUCCUGUAGAAGCUGGGCUGGUUGCAUUUUAUGAGAGCAGCAGUAUGCUGCAGGCGCCGAAUUACGCGAUCAGGGACCCCGACCUGAAUUUCUGGAGAUCCGCCUUAUUCCUGUUCUACGGCCCGUAUCAGUUUUGCAGCGUUCUCCACCUCGACAGGGAGCGGAGCGCCCCGCAUCCUAAGCUCGGUAUGGAUUUAGCCGAGAAAGUCCUUUCUUUGAUGGAGCGGGCGUCCCCGGGUGGAAACCGCAUCCUCGGCGCACAGAAACAGUACAUGCGCCCAGACCUGUACGUUUCGGGUGUUUUGGAGCACUUAUUCGUACCUCUGGACGAGCGCAUUACUUCCAUCAUCCUGCAUCUUGGCACCUUGGGAGCAGCCCAAGCGCUUAGAACACCACAGAUCUCAGCUGGCGGGAGCGGCGUUCUGUCAGCAGCAGCAUCCGGAGCGACCUUGUACCCCGAAGGGACAGCCGCUGGGACGAAGUUUGAAAUCCUAGGACAUCUAGGGCAAACCUUGAUGAAAAUUCCGCAGACGCUUUUCUUUGGCGCACUUAGUACAAACAGGUAUAACCGUCGUGCUGCAGCAAGAGGGACUGGCCGUGACGUGAUCGAUUUUUCGCAGCCCCUCGUGCGCCAGAUCAUCUCCAUCCUGGAGAAGGCGCCGCAAGGCACCAAGCAAAUUGUCGCAAGACCGUUGCUGCAAAUCGCAGAAGUAUUCAUGCGCGAGCAACCCGCAGAGCGACCGCGAUGGUAUACUGUCAUGGAGGAGAGUGCGAAAAACGGACGCAGCAUGAGAUCCUGGGUGAACCGCUUCAUGGAUAUUAUCAAGGGCACGGAAAAUUGGAUAAACCCGGACGACAUCGACGUGGAGAGUCUCACCUCGGACAUGGAGCGUGGUGCACGGCUGGUCGUCGACCAGCUUCUGCGCGCUUUGGCAACCAGCUGCGAGGACGAAGCGACUUCCCAGCUGAAGAGGACGGAGCGAAUCCGGGACGGUAUCGACACAGACAAAAACGUACUCCGCCUUUGCGCACACCGCAUUCGAACGCUGAGUGCGUGGGUGAAAAAUCAAGCAGCUCCAAUUCGUUUCACGUCUUCUCGGCCAGAAAAGAAAAUAGAUUUCAAUGCGGUGGCACGGAAGAUCGAAACUGUGGUCGCUCGAAUACAACAUGACGAGCAGCAGAACCGCAAAUGCAAGAGAAAAAGAGGGCUUCUAUCUUCGAUCUUCGGUUGCGGAGAACGGAACAAGAACAACAAAAAGCCUAAGACGCAAUAGACGUAGAAAUAGAGAGCGUGGUCAAAGAACUGUUUCCGAUGUAAUGAGAACGAACCGGACCACUGCAUAAAUACACCUUUUUCUUUGUGCGUGAUGAUCAUGGCGAUGAUUCGGAUUGUUCCGCAUAAAUACCUUUCUCGGGGAAGCUUUUACUGCGGCCUUGAAUAAGAGAAAGACGCGACGUAGUCGACUGUUGCAACCGAGAAGUGGACCUCUAAAACUGAAACUGUUUUUUGGCAGCUGCUAUUUUUUGCAGCGUCUGCGACUACUACUGGACUCGCAUAUUCACAAGUUUAUUUGGUUUGUUGUGUAUAUUUUUAUUUUCCCGUACCCGUUGCAAUUAUUACGAUGACGGGUUGCUUGGAUAUAAAGUAGAUUUUUUUGAAAGAUAUUGUAGAAUUUACUUAUUGCAAUUUCCAUUAACACAGCUGAUUCACUGUAAGAUAUCGCCACGUCGCCCAGUGGCGAGAAGAAAACUUUCGGCGAAAGUGAGGAAAUUCAUGUAGGAUCACUUGAGUGUCCAAGCUGACGAACCGUAACUGUGUAAAACACCUUUGUACGAUUUUCAUGUAAAAUAUCAU
Messenger RNA from Amoebophrya sp. A120, 4079 nucleotides. The record is from the annotation of a GenBank genome assembly. Lineage: Eukaryota; Dinophyceae; Syndiniales; Amoebophryaceae.